GUGUGUUGAUUUUCCUUCUUGUGGCGUCUUUGUGAAUCUGCAGUGGAGAGUUUGGCAGCCUACUGCGUUCAUUUCACAGCUAACAGUGCAUCCACACCAAAGAGAUGGCUCUUCUGGUGGAGCACCAGUUCAGACAGCUGCCAGCUGACAGACAGGUGGAAACCAGACCGUUUCUGGAUGCUGUGUCGUACCUUCCAACUUUCUUUGACUGCCUUGGCCCAACCAUUUUUGCCCCAAUAAAAUCUGAUAUAUGCAGCAACAUCACAAAAAUCAAGGCAGUUUAUGAUACCAACCCUGGACGCUACAAGACACUUCAGAUGCUUCUAGAGGCUGAGAAGGAAAUGCAUGGAGGUGAAUGGCCUAAAGUUGGAGCAACGCUCGAGCUUAUGUGGCUCAAAAGGGUUCUCAGAUUUAUCCAAGUGUUCCUACAGAGCCUGGUGGACGGGGAAAAGGACAACAGCAACCCCAACCUUAUCCGAGUCAAUAUCACCAAAGCUUAUGAAAUAGCCCUGAAAAGGUAUCAUGGGUGGUUUGUUCAGCAGCUCUUCAAGGCAGCUCUUUAUGCCGCUCCCUACAAGUCAGAUUUCCUGAAGGCGCUCUCCAAAGGUCGGGAGGUGAAGGAGGAAGAAUGCUUGGAAAAAAUCAGGAAAUUUCUCAUCAACUUCUCUUCCACUGUGGAUGCUGUUUAUGACAUGUUUAGUAGAAUGAACGCUGAUCUCGACUACAAGGUGUGACGAUGGGAGUCUUCGUUUUUGCAGCUACAUCAUGGCUUCCUUUCACUGUCACAGGAGAAAUCCAUUUUCGAUCUGCUAUUGUUUUUAAAUAAAAAAAACAUAUCAUUUUCUGUUUUGCCUUACCUGUUCCCUUUCUGUAUUUUGGGGGGAACUUGAGAAAAGGAUCCACCCACCGUAUUAUCCUACAGUAAUUUAGGAUUCUAAAAAAUCCUCACAAAUCCAUCAAACCUUCAUCAUAAAGUUUUGUGCUGUUUGUUUUUGUCUUCUGGUGGAUUUCUUUGACUGUUUACAUUUUUUUAAAGAAAUGUCUAAUAUUGAUCAUCCAUUUUUGUCCUAAGUAGACAGCAUGUCUCAUUAAAGUGGCCCUGUUGCUUUCAUCUUUGUGUUCAUUUUUUUAUAUUGACUUCUAUGUGUCUCUGUUUCCCUAACCACAGCACUUACUUGGACAACAAGUAGUUCUUUGUAGAUAUACUAUAUAAAUAAAUUGACCUUGACUUCAUGGGUCAGUAUGUAUGAACAGGAUGGUCAAACUGAGAGAAAAAUGCAGAUUAUCACUCAUGAUAAUCUGCAAGGUCUGCUGUCCUUUCUGGUCCAGGACAAAUUUUCCUUGUUUCUUGAAGCAACAUGAAGAGGGAAAUCCAGUUGCUUUCUAGUUAAGUUCUUUUGAUUAUUUCCACUUGGCUGACUAUGAAUGAACACUAACAUAUAUUCCCACAAGAUUUCCACAGUUUUUUUCCCCCCACUUAGUUCUUAGCUGUAAGACUAAUAAGAAAAAUUGUAUUCCUCUUUGGUUUCAGUGUAAAAGGAGAGCACAUCUUCUUAUAAGCCAAUGUCUAGUUUUCUCCUACCUUUUGCAUAUAAUGCAUUUGCUGCCAAAUAUGAAUCCACUUCGAAAUUCCCUUUUCUGAUUUCAUUAAAUCAUUUUAAAUCAAUCAUUUUCAUUAAUUUAACAUAUCACAUUUUAAAGAUAUUCUUACAGGAGUUUUUGUUUUCAUUAUUAUUCUUCAUGUAAAAUACACUAAAGUAAAGUCCAUGUAUCUUUUUCUUCUUUGCUCAAAUUAAGGUAGGUCUUUUUUUUCCAGAGGUCAGUCUAUGAAGUCAGUCUAGGUAGUUUCAUUUAUAUCCACGCUUGGAUGUAUUGUUUCAGAAAAAGCUACAACAUUGAUUUGGACAUGUGAAUUUCCAUUCUUUAUCAGCAAAUUUAGUACAUUUCUUUUGCUAAUUUAUAAAGUACCUUUUAUACUAAAAGCUGCUCAUAUUGUUGAAGUCAUAUAAUUCAACUGUACAGGAUUCUAGACAGUAAACUCACAAUAUGAAAAAUACUAUUACAGAACAAAUAAGUAUCCAGUUAUAUUAUUAAAAAUGGGUCCAUGUACAUGAACUGGGGUCUUUACACACACUCUAACCAAUUUGUCUGAGAUGAGCUAGUGUGCAAAGCAGAAUGAGUAAAAGAGUCAGCCAUGUAAAUACUUAGAAAGUCAUGACUGAGUCUCAUUAACACGCUUACAAAAUAAACUUUAAAGUACAUUUGUUUAUAUUCUCUGCAGGAAAGCUUUUCAGUUUUAUUUUCGUCUUAAUAAGAAAUGUUCUCUUUAGUUGAAAUAUUUAAACAAAGCCAACAGUAGUACCUGACCUUUCUCACACACCGUAGAGGUCAGUGUUACAACAAGGUUAAUAUUUUAUAAUGAAGUACCUCUGAAAUCCAAGGAACCGUCAGGAGAAAACAGUGUUUCAUUUGAGUUUCUGGUCAAACCUGUUUUUAUUUUGUACAUGACAACAAGUGAUCCCUUCUGACUUCCCUCUGUGAAUUUGAAUACGUGAUAAACAUAUCACCAUUUGUGAAACCACAAAAAAGCCCAUUAAAGAAACAAAGUAAAUUUAACUCAAAUAAUAGCAUAAAAAGAACCCAACAUAUCAAAGUAAGUCAGAAUCAAAUCAGCAAACCUAAAGACGAUGACACUUUUAUCGUAAAGUAGCUUGAAAAUUCAGGGAACUAUCAGGAACUGACUGGUGUUUGAUUUGGGUCUCUGGUGGAACCUGUUUUUUUUGUUUUGUUUUUUGUUAUUUGUGCAUGAUUUCCCCUCCAGGGUUAAGGCAUGCUGGCCUGCCACACCCUGCUUAUAGACCACUCCACUUUGUGUUUUCAAAAGGUGAGAAAAUGCCACUAUUAAGAUUAUAUUAUUUUUUUACUAAGAUGCAGAUGACUAAUAACCUCUAAUAACCUCUGCUCUUUUUAAG
Xiphophorus couchianus (Monterrey platyfish) is the source of this 2972-nucleotide messenger RNA. It is a transcript of the gene gltpa, whose product is annotated as glycolipid transfer protein a. Lineage: Eukaryota; Metazoa; Chordata; Actinopteri; Cyprinodontiformes; Poeciliidae. Gene Ontology annotation, biological process: intermembrane lipid transfer; ceramide transport. The coding region runs from base 105 to 734 and encodes 209 amino acids. The record is from RefSeq and is a predicted model, not a curated record. Gene Ontology annotation, cellular component: cytosol; cytoplasm; membrane. Gene Ontology annotation, molecular function: ceramide 1-phosphate transfer activity; ceramide 1-phosphate binding. The transcript has 5 exons.